This is a messenger RNA of Spodoptera litura, 2372 nucleotides long. RefSeq names its product splicing factor C9orf78. NCBI's taxonomy places the organism in Eukaryota, Metazoa, Arthropoda, Insecta, Lepidoptera, Noctuidae. Gene Ontology annotation, biological process: mRNA splicing, via spliceosome. Gene Ontology annotation, cellular component: spliceosomal complex. The record is from RefSeq and is a predicted model, not a curated record.
UUUUCCACCACAUACAUCGUCUACGGCAAAGAGUUUAAUAAGUAUAAGGGUUGUCUACGGUAGUACCUACGUCUUUUACAAAUUGUUCGCGUUGCUUUGUUUGCAAUAAAACUUUGCACUUCUAUACUUUAAAAUGUUACUGAUUUAUUAAAGUGAUGAUGGACAUUAUACGAUAGAUGUUGGUUCGGUCGUUCUACUUAUUCAUCAAUUGUCUUCUCUCAGACUAGAUCAGAUUAACGCUGAUCGUCUAGCGUCUUCGUCGUCACAACAACACACACCAAAGUUCACCAAACACAACCUUUGUGCCAAUUUCAUGGUAUUUCUUAUUUCAAUAGUUUGUCAACAAAAAUAUGGAGGACGCAACUUCUCAGGAAACAAUAACAGAGGAAAUAAAGUUUAAACCAAGAAAGAAACAUAACCUUCGUCAGCGUAUCAAAGAUGAUGAUGAUUCUGAGGACGAACAACACAUCUUGGCUAAAUUGGAAGAAACCAAGGUGUUACAGAAACUUCGAGAACGGCCCAACGGUGUUAGUGUGAUUGCUUUGGCUACGGGUCAAAAGACAACGAUUGAGGAAGAAAUUACUUGUAAGGACCCAUUUAAGGUCAAAUCUGGUGGUAUGGUGAAUAUGCAGGCAUUAAAGAGUGGUAAAGUUAAGCAAGUUGAUGAUGCAUACGAUACUGGCAUCGGUACGCAGUUUUCUGCCGAAACUAACAAACGUGACGAAGACGAGGAAAUGAUGAAAUAUAUUGAAGAACAAUUAGCGAAACGAAAAGAAGGACGUAAUGAAGACACAAAAGAAUCUGAACAAAAUGAUGCUUUGAAAUACUUAUCACCCGAAGAAGCUGCAUUAUUGUCUCUGCCUGAACAUUUGAGGGUUUCAUCAGCACAUCGCUCAGAGGAGAUGCUGUCUAAUCAGAUGCUCAGUGGUAUUCCUGAAGUAGAUUUGGGUAUUGAUGCAAAAAUUAAAAACAUUGAGGCUACAGAAGAGGCUAAAAUGAAACUGCUUUGGGAGAGGCAUAAUAAAAAAGACUGUCCUUCACAGUUUGUGCCAACUAACAUGGCAGUGAAUUUUGUACAACAUAACCGGUUCAACAUGGAUAGUGAUAUUGCUAAAAAACGUAAACUUGAGAAGCCAGAAGUGGCUAAGACUGAAAGUAGUGUUAUAGAUGAUAAUGUAGAUAAAAUAGUGAAGAAGGCUAAAGGUGAAAGAGCUACUGACGAUUAUCAUUAUGAAAAGUUUAAGAAACAGUUUAGAAGAUACUGAACAAAUUGUUUUAUUUCUAUCCAUUUUUAAAUAAGAUAAGUACCUAAAAUAGGGCAUACCGGUUUUUAAUUUUUUCUCAGGAAUAGCACAGUCUAGAAUUGUACUUGAUGUAUGUUAUAGUCGUAAUUGAACAUUAAACAAUCUGAAAUAGCUUGCUGGUAACUUCUGUAUGCAACACAAGUGGGUAUUAUGAUUAUUUAUUAGAAGUGGUUAGUGUUGGUCUGAUGCUGGUUUAUUGGUGUUGUUAUAUAUUUUGAUAUGCUAAGGGUUCACAUAGGGAUUUGUAUCAAAGGCUUUUGUGUUAUUUUGUUAUUGUCCAAAUAUGUUUUAUAAACUUUAUAAAUAUAAGUUAAGUAUUUAACAUAAAAAAGUAUUAUAUUUAUGUAUUAAGAACAGAAAAAAGUAAUGUUUUUAUUAUAGUAUAUAUUUUGCUAAGUUGUUUGAAAAAAUGUUCUAUACAGCUGUUUAGAAGUCGUUGAGUCUUGGUGGGAGAACAAGAACUUUCUCUCAAACUCAUAUCAGCAUCAUCUUGACAAUCAGUCAAGUUCAUAACCAGUUACUUUUGUCUCUUUGGUCUAUCUCUUAGUCUUGUUGUUUUUAACCCCCGACGCAAAAACGACGUCGUAAGUUUGACGUGUCUGUGUAAAUGUGUGUGUCUUCUGUGGCAUCGUAGCUCCCAAACGGAUGAUCCGAUUUUAAUGCGGUUUGAAAGGUAUAUCAGUCAAGAGUGUUCUUAGAUAUGUUUGGUGGAAAUCGGUUCGGCUCUUCAAGAGCUGUUGGGUGGAAAUCGGUUCAGCUCUUCCAAGAGCUAUGUUUGGUGGAAAUCGGUUCAGCUCUUCCAGAACACCGGGUUAGUUACGUGUGAUAGGAAUGUUCACGCUCAGUUUACUUGCAAGCAUAUGUGGGAUCUGACAUUUGAAACACUAAUGUCUUUUGGAACCAGGGCCGUCUUUAAACUACUUGAAGCGCUGUGCACAUUAGGAUCAUGAGCCCCUAUGAUCUUGAGAAAACAUUAUUUAGUUGUAAUACAUUAAGAAAGUAACAAAAAAAUAAAGUUUGACAAACAAGGUUCGAAAUUUAUUUUUAUUUGGUUACUAACUAUAAAAA